Molecule: messenger RNA, 553 nt
Organism: Xiphias gladius (swordfish)
Lineage: Eukaryota; Metazoa; Chordata; Actinopteri; Istiophoriformes; Xiphiidae
Product: histone H2B 1/2-like
Exons: 1
Coding region: 22-393 (123 amino acids)
Cellular component (GO): nucleosome
Molecular function (GO): structural constituent of chromatin; protein heterodimerization activity; DNA binding
Source: RefSeq, a predicted model, not a curated record
GAAAAGCAACGUUGUGAAAUCAUGCCUGAUCCAGUCAAAGCACCGAAGAAGGGCUCCAAGAAAGCCGUGUCCAAGAGCGUCACCAAGACCGGCAAGAAGAAGAGAAAGACCAGGAGGGAGAGCUAUGCCAUCUACGUGUACAAGGUCCUGAAGCAGGUCCACCCCGACACCGGCAUCUCCUCCAAGGCCAUGAGCAUCAUGAACUCCUUCGUGAGCGACAUCUUCGAGCGCAUCGCCGGCGAGGCCUCCCGCCUGGCCCACUACAACAAGCGCUCCACCAUCACCUCCAGGGAGAUCCAGACCGCCGUCCGUCUCCUGCUCCCCGGCGAGCUGGCUAAGCACGCCGUGUCCGAGGGCACCAAGGCUGUGACCAAGUACACCAGCUCCAAGUAAACCCGCUGUUUGCUUGAACUACUCAAAGGCCCUUUUCAGGGCCACCCACUGCCUCUUCUAAGAGCAGUAUUCCUGUUGCUGUUUCACCGUUAGGUCCAAGUUUCUUAAUUUUUGUGUGUGUGGGAGACAGUUCAAACACAAGGUUAUAUGACCUGUUACC